CAUUUGCUGUGGGGUAUUUUAGUCGAAUUUGAAGCAACGCCCGAACAGGUUCGGUAUAAAUGUGUAUAGGAAUGUUAAUGAGAGUGCGAACGAGACGAAAAUAUGUACAAAUUUUCGUGGAACUGUGAUCAUUUAUUUACUUUUACCGAAAGUAUGUUGUGUUGUUUCCUUAAAUUAAUCCACAAAAAAAAAUUUCUGAACCUGAAAGCAAACAGAUGCUCACAGAACUUAUGUACAUAAUUAAGUACAUAGUGUGGAUGUAAAGACUUUACCAAAAUUCUGUACUCCGAUUGUUACAUGUGUAAAGAAGAGGCUAGAUAUUUGAAGAGCAAUGACCGAAUGAAAGGAAAGAUUACCUACUGUCUUAUUAUCAAUAUCAAACGAAAUUUGAUGGCCAUGUGGAGAAAACAUGAUAAUAUACAUUGAACCAAACAUUUCACCAAAAAACAAAGCGCCAACAGAGUGGUGCGGUCUUCUACAAUACAAAUGUAAAAGUAGUUACCCAAAAACAAAAAAAUUGUUAGCAUAUAGGAACAAGUCCACCUGGAUUUUGAAGAUUAUUUUCCAUAUUUAUUUCUACCGCACUACAAAUACAAAACGGAUUAAAGAGCUGGAACCUACUUUAAGACCACCGCCUUGUGCUGAACAUUUUCAGUCUAAGCUUGCCAAAGUUUGUUAUAGGUAUCCAAAAUACUCCCGAAUAUGGUUUAUACUUGUUUUAUUGUUGCCAACUCAGCAACAAGCCAGUGGUCAUGGAAUGUACCGCCAAACGUCAAAUUCAAACGUAUUUUCUUCAUCACAUAAGCAAAAUGAAAAUGCGCAAAUUCGUAUUUCGCUAGUUAAAAAUCAGAAUAGUGGAGCUGAGAGUCUACAAUCAAGAAUACAAGCCAAAAUAACAAGUUCGGAAAAGGAUCUUAACAAUUUGUCCAAAAUAAUUAGUAAGCAAAGCAGAACCUCAUUCUAUAAUGCCAGUUCAAAUAAAUAUAGUCUGAUUAAUCUAAGCCAGCCUAAAAACGCGUCUCACCUAAUGAAUGAUAAAAUAGAACUUGAGUGGAACAACACGGUACCAAUUCACAAUAGGCAAACAAGGGAAAGUAAACAUAUUCGGCUAGAAACUAAGAGUCAUAAUAAUAGACCGAAAAAAAUAGAUGAAGCCAGGCUUAAACGCUUAGUUUUAAAGGGGCUUGGAAUGAAAAAAAUACCAGAUAUGAGAAAGGUUAAUAUAAGCCAAGUUGAAUAUUCCAACAAAUAUAUAGAAUACCUAAGCCGUCUAAGGAGUAACCAGGAGAAGGGGACGAGCUAUUUGAACGACUAUAUUGGAUCUUCAUCUAUAUCAGACCUACAUCUAUUAAGCAUUAUCACAAACAAAUUUAAUGACAUUAGUCACAAACGAUGGCGUCAUAAAAGAUCAUUUACAAAUUUGAACAGUAGACAAAACAGAAAACAAAAAACUAACGAGGACUCACAAUAUGGACAACAGGAUAAAACCAAUAUUCUUUUGCACUUUCCACUGACAAAUGUAAAAGAUGCCAAGUUUUACCAUGAUAAAAUUGACGAAGCCAAUGUCAGGCUUAUGCUCCUCUAUAGCUCAUCCCUAGCAACUAAUUCCCACCGAUGGCAAGGACCUAGAAAAAGGAAAUUUGAUCAAAUUUCUUCUUCUGUUAUGAAUUGUAAUUCUGGCGAUUUCAAAUCUAAUCAGUCGAAAAGGGUACGAAGUCGGCAAUUAAAACUAAAGGUGUAUCAACUACUUUCAUCGAACAGAAGAAGACUUCUAGCGUCUCGUAAAAUUGAGUUUGAAAAUAUUGGAUACGAAGAAACGCGUACUCAGUGGAUAGAAUUUGACGUAACAAAAGCGGUUCGUAGUUGGAUGAACAAAAGUCAUGAAAACUUGGGAAUAGAAAUUCAAUGUGAUAAGUGCAAGAGUAUAGGUGCUCGUAUACUUAGCGACUCAAGUUCAUCGAUGCAAUCAUCAUCUGCAAAAUCGGCGACUGUAGACAACGAACGCUUUAAUCUCAUGCCAGUUUUAAAUAUAAUCGGACACGGAGCCCUGAAGACCCGAAAAGAAGGAGACUCGGACAUUCAUCACAUCAUGCUGACAAAUAAUAGAAGCGAUGAAUACGUACAUCAUCGUUCGAACCAUGAUUCCACCUGGAGAAAGGAAAAAUGGAACAACAACUGUUACAAAUCGCACCAGCGAUGCUGUAGAAAUCCGUUGGAUGUUGCUUUUAAGGACAUUAAGGGUUUUGAGUUUAUACUACAGCCAAAAGUAUUCGAUGCAGGUUAUUGCCAUGGAAGAUGCCCACCACGUCACAAUCCCGCCCACCACCACGCCCUAUUGCAAAGUCUUAUAUGGCAAGAAGAUCACAACCGAGCACCCCGUCCGUGUUGCGCUCCUUCAAAACUUGAGAUGCUCGAAAUAUUACAUGUUGACGAAGAUCACAGCGAUAAGCUCAAAAUUUCCACAUGGAGUGAUAUGCAGGUUGUAGAAUGUGCCUGUUCUUAAACGAAAUUUAACUCUCAAAAUGCCUUAACGAUUUAUAUCUACAUACAAUCUGUAUUUACCAAUCUUUUUUAUUAUUGUGCCUAAUUUUAAGGUAAACAUUUUUGUGCCGCUUAAAAAAUAUAAUAAAAAUGU
Drosophila takahashii is the source of this 2635-nucleotide messenger RNA. RefSeq names its product maverick (gene mav). The record is from RefSeq and is a predicted model, not a curated record. Gene Ontology annotation, cellular component: extracellular region. Gene Ontology annotation, molecular function: growth factor activity; cytokine activity. NCBI's taxonomy places the organism in Eukaryota, Metazoa, Arthropoda, Insecta, Diptera, Drosophilidae.